CUCAGACCUCUGUUUUUUGUUCAAUGGGUUCGGUGAAAGGUGAGCAUAAUAAUAAUGUUAGCUUCGCGGCGCCGAGGCCAUUCGUAACUCGGCUGAAAUCUGAUCUGAAAGAGACGUUUUUUCCGGAUGAUCCGUUCAAGCAAUUUCAAGAAGAUGGGCCUGGGCAGCAACUGAAGAAGGGUGUUCAAUAUUUCGUCCCCAUUUUGGAAUGGCUUCCAAAAUACAACUUGAGUAUGUUCAAAUACGAUUUGCUGGCUGGUAUUACCAUCACCAGCCUCGCCAUCCCACAAGGCAUCAGCUACGCCAAGCUCGCCAGUCUCCCUCCGAUCAUCGGCCUUUAUUCAAGCUUUGUUCCGCCGUUGAUUUACGCGGUGCUGGGGAUUUUGGUGGAUUUCUUAUCGCAUUCGACGAUCGUUGGGUUCAUGGGAGGGACGGCGGUGAUCAUUUGCCUGCAACAAUUGAAGGGCAUUUUUGGACUCAAACGCUUCACUUCAAAAACCGACGUCUAUUCCGUGCUUCGUGCAGUUAUCAGCCUUAGACAUGAGUGGAGAUGGGAGAGUGCUGUGGUGGGCAUCGUGUUCCUGAUUUUUCUCCAGUUUACUAGGUUUCUGAGAGACAGAAGGCCGAAGCUAUUUUGGGUCUCAGCGAUGGCUCCGAUGGUGACGGUCAUAAUUGGCUGUUUAUUUGCAUAUUUCAUCCAUGGAGAAAAGCAUGGAAUCUUAACUGUGGGUCACUUGAGCAAAGGAAUAAACCCUCUUUCUAUUCACUUCUUGAACUUUGAUUCUAAAUAUCUCCCAGCAGUGGCACAAGCUGCCCUCAUCACUGGCCUUGUGGCUUUGGCUGAAGGAAUAGCAAUUGGCAGAAGCUUUGCAAUAAAGAGAAAUGAACAAAUCGAUGGGAAUAAAGAGAUGGUAGCCUACGGCCUAAUGAACAUCGUGGGAUCAUUCACUUCCUGCUACUUAACCACUGGGCCAUUUUCAAAGACUGCAGUGAACUUCAACGCUGGGUGUAGGACAGCAAUGUCCAACGUAGUAAUGGCGAUCUUCAUGGCUCUGACCCUCCUUUUUCUGGCCCCUCUCUUCAGCUACACACCUCUUGUAGCUCUCUCCGCCAUUAUCAUGUCCGCCAUGUUUGGCCUUAUCAAAUAUGAAGAAUUCUAUCAUCUUUUUAAGGUCGACAAGUUCGAUUUCUGCAUUGCCAUGGCUGCUUUCUUGGGCGUUGCCCUGUUGAGUAUGGAUAUUGGAAUCAUGCUUUCGGUGGGACUUGCUUUGGUGAGAGCACUACUUUACAUGGCUAGACCAGCAACUUGCAAGCUGGGGAAAAUACCAGACUCCGCUUUUUACAGAGACGUGGAGCAGUAUCCCGGUGCCAUGAAAGCCCCUGGAAUUAUUGUUCUUCAACUUGGUUCCCCUGUUUAUUAUGCCAACGCCAAUUACAUUAGGGAAAGGAUUUUCAGAUGGAUCCGGGACGAGCAGGCCGCAUCAGGUCCCAAAAAGGGAUCCGUCCAACAUGUACUGCUGGAGUUGAGCGGAGUUACAUCCAUCGACAUGACAGGGAUUGAAACUCUAGUCGAAGUCCGCAGAUCGUUGCAAGCAAAUGGAAUUCAGAUGGGAAUCAUAAACCCAAGAAUUGUAGUGAUGGAGAAGAUGAUAGCAUCGCAUUUCACAGAAACCAUCGGCAAAGAGAAUAUCUAUUUAUCAGUUGACGAUGGAGUAGAAAGUUGCAGAGUUACGGUUCAUAAAACGAAGGAAGCCGAUGAAAGUGAUCGAAAUUCAGAUGUGACGGUGAUGUAGCCAGCGGGUACUCGUGCUGGUAUUCUUCAGGCUAUAAUUUGGGUUACUGAAAGGAAAGAUCCUCUGUUGUUGUACUUUUCCAUACGAAGAGGCGAAGCCAAAAAAUAUAUAAUUUGUUCUGCUCUUCCCAA
Molecule: messenger RNA, 1924 nt
Organism: Momordica charantia (bitter melon)
Lineage: Eukaryota; Viridiplantae; Streptophyta; Magnoliopsida; Cucurbitales; Cucurbitaceae
Source: RefSeq, a predicted model, not a curated record